AUAAUAAUAAAUUGUAAAUAUGGGCCGUGGUGGAAGCACUUGAGUGGUUGGAUCUUCGAUGUGAUUUAGCUGACAAUAUUUCUAUAUAAAUGGAAAUCUUUUAGAUCUCCUCAUUCUUCGCCAUUUCCCUCACGGCCUCUCUGCUUCAUCUAUCUUUUAUCUAAUAGCUCAAGACCCAAAAAGGAUAUCGAACAAUGGUGAAGAUCUGUUGCAUCGGAGCCGGAUAUGUUGGUGGGCCAACAAUGGCAGUUAUUGCACUAAAAUGCCCAGAAAUUCAAGUAGCUGUUGUGGAUAUUUCAGUGCCAAGAAUAAGUGCCUGGAAUAGUGAUACUCUCCCCAUAUACGAGCCAGGGCUCGACGAGGUGGUGAAGAAAUGCAGAGGAAAGAACCUUUUCUUUAGCAGUGAUGUGGAGAAGCAUGUUUCUGAGGCUGAUAUAGUGUUUGUUUCGGUUAACACACCCACCAAAACUCAAGGCCUUGGUGCUGGGAAAGCGGCUGAUCUCACGUACUGGGAGAGUGCGGCUCGUAUGAUCGCCGAUGUAUCCAAAUCCAACAAGAUUGUGGUUGAGAAGUCGACCGUCCCUGUUAAAACUGCCGAGGCAAUUGAGAAAAUUUUGACACACAAUAGCAAAGGCAUCAACUUUCAGAUUCUCUCCAACCCUGAAUUCCUUGCUGAGGGAACUGCAAUCCAGGACCUAUUUGAACCUGACCGUGUUCUCGUAGGAGGCAGAGAGACCCCAGAAGGUCAAAAGGCUAUUAAGGCAUUGAGGGAUGUUUAUGCUCACUGGGUUCCGAUGGACCGUAUCAUAUGCACCAACCUCUGGUCUGCUGAGCUUUCGAAGCUCGCUGCCAAUGCCUUCUUGGCACAGAGAAUCUCUUCUGUUAAUGCUAUGUCGGCAUUGUGUGAGGCCACUGGUGCUGAUGUGAGCCAAGUUUCUCAUGCUGUCGGGAAGGAUACGAGAAUAGGACCCAAGUUCUUGAAUGCUAGUGUUGGUUUUGGUGGAUCAUGUUUCCAAAAGGACAUUCUCAACUUGGUUUAUAUCUGUGAGUGCAAUGGGCUCCCAGAGGUAGCAAAUUACUGGAAACAAGUGAUAAAGGUGAACGAUUACCAGAAAACUCGCUUUGUGAACCGGAUUGUGUCCUCAAUGUUCAACACAGUUUCAGGGAAGAAGAUUGCCAUUCUUGGAUUUGCUUUCAAGAAGGACACUGGUGACACUAGGGAGACCCCGGCGAUCGAUGUGUGCAAAGGACUGUUGGGUGACAAGGCUAUGCUGAGCAUAUACGACCCUCAAGUCAGCGAAGAGCAGAUUCAGAGGGAUCUUUCGAUGAACAAGUUCGAUUGGGACCAUCCAGUUCAUCUUCAGCCGACGAGCCCGAGUUCCAUGAAGCAAGUUAGCGUUGUUUGGGAUGCCUAUGCGGCAACAAAGGAUGCUCAUGGGAUUUGCAUUCUGACAGAGUGGGAUGAGUUUAAAACCCUGGAUUACCAGAAGAUUUAUGAUAACAUGCAGAAGCCUGCAUUCGUCUUCGAUGGCCGGAACAUCGUGGAUGUAGCUAAGCUGAGGGAAAUCGGGUUUAUUGUCUACUCCAUUGGAAAGCCAUUGGAUGAAUGGCUAAAGGACAUGCCAGCGGUGGCAUAAGACUGUAUUCUGGACCAUGGUUGAGCUACAACUUUAUAAUCUCGAGGAAAACAUUAUCCGAUAGUAUGCUUUAUAACAUUCAUUUCUUUUAGAAUUAAGAUUAUGGUAUUUCAACUUAUAUUGGAUUACUUGGGAGUUGAAACAUUAGUGUCUGGAUCUGUCCUUAGCCACCACAGUAUCUGCUUUGUUAUUAGUUUAAUAUAAAAAAACAUUUACCAUUUAAUUUUA
Molecule: messenger RNA, 1865 nt
Organism: Gossypium raimondii (Peruvian cotton)
Lineage: Eukaryota; Viridiplantae; Streptophyta; Magnoliopsida; Malvales; Malvaceae
Product: UDP-glucose 6-dehydrogenase 5
Exons: 2
Coding region: 195-1637 (480 amino acids)
Biological process (GO): glycosaminoglycan biosynthetic process
Cellular component (GO): nucleus; cytosol
Molecular function (GO): NAD binding; UDP-glucose 6-dehydrogenase activity
Source: RefSeq, a predicted model, not a curated record